ACAAGCCUCGGUAGUUGACGCACUUCACUGUUUGUAAUUUAGUAAUCUAUGUCAACAUGGCUGGACCUCCGAGAACAUCUUCUUUCCCAGAUCUUUCUCGUGACUUUACAAAGCCAGCAUUGACUAACAUCUCCGAAAGAGAAUUUGUACAGGAAUCAGAAUUUUUUAAACAACGACCAUAUAGCUCACAGGUUCCAUUUUCUUAUAAGUGUGUAUCGAAAUGGGAGAGACGGAUUGUCGAAGAUGUUUUUCAAAUAUAUUACAAUGACAAUUUUUGUGAGAGCCCUUCGGAUAUAAUGAGCAGAAUUGGAUUUGUUGGUAACCUAUCAAAAGAGCAGAAAGAGUACAUUGAAACUAUAAUAAAAUAUCUUCACAUUGAUGUUGGAGAUGGGGAACUUACGGAGGUGUAUAUUGCAAAUGUACCUCGGGACAGGCUAAUUGUUGACUCAAAAUUUAAAGAAAUUUUGGAAAAUCUGGAUAAUGAAAAGGAAGAACACAUACGUGGUAGAGUCUAUAAAUUCCUUUGUUCUAUCACUGACCUUCUGGAUGCAUUAACAGUUUGUAGAAAUAUUUCGGAUGCUUAUGAUGGAGGACAUUAUACCACACUGUUUCGUACAUUUGCAGAAUUAUGUUGUUUAAAUGCCAAAUUAGGUGUUUCUAAAUCAGAUCAGUCAACAUGGACAAAUUUAGGAGGUCUAGAUAACGUUAUUUCCCAACCAGAUAUUCGUUUAUUUAAACAGGGAGUAUUUACAAAAUCUUCAAUCGAUCGUAAGAGAGUUGUGUCUGUUGUACAGGUAAAGAAAAGUAGACAUCAAAGAGAUUUGGAUUCAGAUAAUUCUGAUGGAGAAGCAUCCACAAGCACUAGUUCAUUUUCUUCAAUGAGGUCAUCAAACAGUUCAGAUUCUAGUGAAAAUGCACCAAAAAUAGAACUGUUACUGAAUAAUGCAGUUUUAGGACAACAUGCAGGAGAACUCUUGUUAGAUCUCCACAAAUUUGUAACAAAGGACUGUGAUACAGAUAAAUAUAAAAUGUCAGGGAUGAUUGUUAAAGGCACUAUGGUAUUUGUGACUGUACUGGAAAUUUCAAGACAACAUUAUAGAAAAUUAGCAGCAAAUAAAGAACUGGAAGAUGGAGAUAAAGCUAUGAUAUACUAUUCUCGUCCAUUUAAUAUUAUCAAUGAGAGUGAUAGAAAUGUAUUAAUUGAAAGCUUUGUAAGACUAAACAACAUGCAAUGAUAGAAAUGUAUUUAUUGAAAGCUUUGUAAGACUAAACAACAUGCAAUGAUAGAAAUGUAUUAAUUGAAAGCUUUGUAAGACUAAACAAUAUGCAAUGAUAGAAAUGUAUUAAUUGAAAGCUUUGUAAGACUAAACAAUAUGCAAUGAUAGAAAUGUAUUAAUUGAAAGCUUUGUAAGACUAAACAAUAUGCAAUGAUAGAAAUGUAUUAAUUGAAAGCUUUGUAAGACUAAACAAUAUGCAAUGAUAGAAAUGUAUUAAUUAAAAGCUUUGUAAGACUAAACAAUAUGCAAUGAUAGAAAUGUAUUAAUUGAAAGCUUUGUAAGACUAAACAACAUGCAAUGAUAGAAAUGUAUUAAUUGAAAGCUUUGUAUGACUAAACAAUAUGCAACGAUAGAAAUGUAUUAAUUGAAAGCUUUGUAAGACUAAACAAUAUACAAUGAACAGAUUUUGACAAGGGUCCAGUAAUGAGUUCAGCAUAGGCAAGAUUAAUAUAUGGUUCUUCUGAGUUUGUAAUCAUGGUAAUAGUAUUUUUAUGAACCAAUCAAACCAUGGUGUAUUAUGGUAGCAGUUAGGAAUGUUGACAAAUUAUUUACAGAAUAAUAUGAACUUAAAGAAUAAUUUCAUUUUUUUUUACCAGAGCUAAAGAGCUUCAAUCAAUAAAAUUUCAACAAGUACAAUCAAACUCAUCAUAGCUCGUUGAAAAAGAAACCCCACGCUUUAUUGGCUAUAGUGUUGGGGACAGUUGAUAUUGUUAGAAGAAGCCAGAGUACCCGGGGAGAACAACCCACACUAAGAAACUGAUAAUUCUUGAGUUGAUAGGCUAGAGCUAAUCAGACCCCUCGACCACAAAGGCCCCACAAAAAAAGAGAGAACUUAGAGAGUGAAUCAGACCUCAAUAAUUGCAUUAUUGAAAUAAGCUGAGAAAUAACUUAUAAACACUGUAAUAUAUUAAUAGCUACCGGUACAUUAAAAAAAAUCGACCUGAUGCAUCUGAACAAUUCAAUACAUUUGUAAACCCUUUUCAGGUUGAAAAGUCUAUAAACAAUGUCUGUAACUGUUUGAAAAUUGUUUGAAUAUCGAGUUAAUGUAAGAACUUUUUUGAAAUAGACCUAAACUCACCUCUUAUUUCGUAUUUGACCAUAGCCAUAUACAUGUACUUGUAUAAGGUGGAUUUCCAUCUGACACAGGUCAUAUGACCAUGUAAUUCAGUGGUUGUUGUUUGUUUAUGUGUUACAUAUUUGUUUUUUGUUCAUUUUUUAAUACAAAUAAGGCUGUUAAAUUUCUCAUUUGAAUUGUUUUACAUUGUCAUAUCGUUGCCUUUUAUAGCUGACUAUGGGGUAUUGGCUUUUAGCUUCAUUGUUGAGGGCAGUACAGUGACCUAUAGUUGUUAAUGUCUGUGUCAUUUUGGUCUCUUGUGGAGAGUUGUCUCAAUCGCAAUCAUACCACAUCUUCCUUUUUUUAUAGCUUUUAAUAAAUGUAAAUACAGAUAUACCUUUUUCCAUGCCAUUUCUUGUUGUGAAGUGUAUCUAAGAAUGUCAUUAUAAGAAACAAGUGUUGAGCAAAUUUAAUUUUAUGAUAUUGUUAUAUUUCUGUUUUAUGAUGUACAAUACAACUAGAAAAGAGUUGAUGGUUCAAA
Messenger RNA from Mytilus trossulus (common blue mussel), 2872 nucleotides. RefSeq lists its product as uncharacterized. The transcript is spliced from 5 exons. The record is from RefSeq and is a predicted model, not a curated record. NCBI's taxonomy places the organism in Eukaryota, Metazoa, Mollusca, Bivalvia, Mytilida, Mytilidae. The coding region runs from base 57 to 1235 and encodes 392 amino acids.